UCUUUGAGUCCAAAUGAGAAAGGUAGGCAAGACUGGAUGAUGAGCCCCUGCCCAGGCAGAGCUGGUCAGGAGUAAUGCCACGGUGUGGGUAGCCCUCAGAAGAGUGCCCGGGACUGGGCGUAAGGUGUCAGACAUUGAGAAGAGAGCUCAGAAAGAGAACAUGAGUGGAUGCCAUAGACCAGUUUGCCCGGUUUCUAAUUUAGCCCUCGGCUUGUGCUGUAACUGAAUCAGAUCUUUUCAGUGUUAAAUGAUUUCAGGGCAUCACCGAUUGCUUGUUGGCAUUAUUCCAAAUCUCAACCAAGGACAAACUUCUAGGAACAUGUGCUUACCAAGUGGUGAUUCCAAGUAUGACUUGCUAUGUAAAGAAGAACUUAUUGAACUCAAGGACAUAUUCUCUGUCAAACUGAAACGGCGUUAUUUUGCUAGUGGACAUGGCACUUUAUUGGGUAUCACACUCUUCAUCUGUUUGAAAAAGGAACAAAAUAAAUUAAAGGAUUCUACACUCGAUCUCAUUAAUUUAAGUGAAGACCACUGCAACAUAUGGUUUCGACAGUUCAAGAAAAUUUUGGCAGGUUUUUCAAACAGACCAAAGUCAUUAAAAAUAUUCCUUAACCCCCAAAGCCACAAAAAGGAAGCUACACAGAUAUAUUAUGAGAAGGUGGAACCACUGUUGAAGAUCGCAGGAAUUAAGACUGAUGUAACAAUAACAGAAUAUGAAGGGCAUGCUCUGUCGCUGCUAAAGGAAUGCGAACUACAGGGAUUUGAUGGCGUCGUCUGUGUUGGUGGAGACGGUUCUGCCAGCGAAGUAGCCCACGCGUUGCUCCUUCGAGCCCAGCAGAGCGCCGGCCUGGAAACAGACCGCAUCCUGACCCCGGCCCGAGCCCAGCUGCCACUCGGCGUGAUACCGGGGGCAUACAAAUCAACUCGAGAACUUGCCAAAGCAGGGACACCUCCCUGGGCCUCACUCCCAGACAUUGCACUUCCAUGGGUUGUAGGUGGAACCCAGAAGUUUGCCUUUUUAAGAAGCUCCCAAGUAGUGUCCAUGCUGCUGCUCCCUGGACCAUGCCUUCUAGGAGUGCCUGCCCAGAACCUGAAAAAGAUUCAAAUGGCAAUUCCAGUAGUUGUAGGUAAAGAUGGAGAGAAAGCAAAGAUAUUCAUUAUGAUUCAAGGGCACAUACAACCGGUCGAUGUCUGCACCUUCAGUACCACUGGCAAGCUUCUUCGCUUCGGGUUCUCGGCCAUGUUUGGCUUUGGUGGGAGGACUUUGGCUCUGGCAGAAAAACAUCGAUGGAUGUCCCCUACCCAACGGAGGGAUUUUGCUGUAAUUAAGGCACUGGCAAAACUUAGGCCAGAGGACUGUGAAAUAUCAUUUUUACCAUUUAACAGCUCUCCAGAUUUACAAGAAAGGAGGGCACAGGGAUCUCCCAAAUCUGACUGCAGUGAUCAGUGGCAAAUGAUCCAGGGUCAGUUCUUGAAUGUCAGCAUUAUGGCAAUUCCUUGCCUGUGUUCAGUGGCACCUAGAGGCUUGGCACCUGAUACCAGAUUAAAUAAUGGAAGUAUGGCUCUUAUAAUUGCACGGAACACUUCUCGACCGGAAUUUAUAAAACACCUGAAAAGAUACACCAGUGUUAAAAAUCAGUUCAAUUUUCCAUUCGUUGAGACUUACACUGUUGAAGAAGUAAAAGUUUAUCCAAGGAAUAAAACAAGUGCACACAGUCUGGAGGAGGAGGAUCAACCACAUGAAACUGCUUCAGAAAACAGUUUCCCCUGGAAUGUAGAUGGCGAUUUAAUGGAAGUUACAUCAGAGGUCCACGUUAAAUUACACCCAAGACUUAUCAAUCUUUAUGGUGAAAGCAUGGAAGAAAUGAAUGAUUCCAAAGUAACAUGUAAUUGUUUAUAACAGAAACAUAUUUCUGAACUAAAAUUUUAAUAUGAAUGGACAUAUUUUAAACAGAUAUCCUAACAGGAAAAACAAAUCUUUUAAAAGAAAUUAAAAUUGCUUGCUACUUUUGACAUUGCUAAAAAUUAGCAUUGAGGGUUUGAAUAUACCAACAAAUAUUUAAAUUCUGGGUUUUUUUUGGAAUGUCUUUAUAUCUACUUUUUAACCUAGAUAUGUAAUUCCAAAGUGAAAUAAUUUACAUCCUUUCAAUUUUCAGGACCAUCAAUUCUGUUGUUAAAUAUCCUGUAGUCUGGUACGAAUAGACCAGAGUUCAUGUAAGAAUGCCCUGAUUUUCCUAAUGAGGUACUUGUCCAGUGAGGUUAAAUUUCAAAAUUAUACAACUCAAUCUAACCAGAAAUAGAAAUACUAUUUUCAAAAUUUCUCUAAUAACUAAACAACUUCCCCCCAAAAGAAUCUCUCCUUAUUUUUAAGUUGUUAUGGUACCAAUUUUGUGAAUAUUCUCUGAAAGUUGAAAAUGUAAGUUGAUUUUCUUACUUCAAAGUGGUAGGGUUUUAAAAUUCAUAGUUUAUUAAAUUUUAUUUUAAACUAUGCAAAAUAUCUAACCGGGCAGAAUCUGGCCCAUUAGGGAGCUGUGCUCUCUUGCUCCUGACAGUCAUAUGUUCUGGCCAUUAUAACAUUGUUUUCAAUAGCACCUAAAAUGUUGUCAUUUCUGAAUAGGAAAGAACCAAAUUUAAGUUUCCUCAGGGAUCAUCCUUGAGAAAUUCUAAAUUUGGGGUUCAUUUUCCGCCAGUGAUUCUAUACAUUUUCCUGAAUGGCUUCUAUUCAAAAAAGUAUACUUUAAAUAUUAUAAAUGUAAUCAGAUUGUAUUGGCACACAGAGUUCACAGGAGGUUUCGUGAUGGAUAACUUAUACAGCAACUAGGUAGUCUGAGGAAGAUGGCUUUUGGCAGGGACUUCCUAUAAAUAUUUCCUAUGGAAUAUUUUCCAUAAUAGUAAAGACUGACCUCUAAUUUAUUUAUUUGUUCACAUCUUAUAACAGAUUUUCAAAAUUUGGCCACCGUCUUCUUAUACAUAUAAAGACAGAUUUAGCUCAGUUCAGAUGAAAUUAUAUCCUAAGAUCAGCAUCUAGUUCAUAUGUAUGAAUAAAUAAUUCAAAAGAUUAUCUUUAAAUGUCUUAAAAUUUUAAAAUAUAAAUUAUAUAAUAAUAAAAAGGAAUCUAAGAUAACCAAUAAAAAUUUAAAAUGUUUCACUGAUCACUAAAACAUAAACCAUGGAAAUUUUGAUGUUAUAUUUAUAUUCACUGGAUAUAAGCUAAAUCUAUUUUAAAAUUAUAAAUUAUGUUUCCCCAUUUCCAUGCAGAAGAGACUGAUCUUAUAAGCAUUUAACACUUACAUUUGAAUAGAAAAGGGUAAUAUCCAGUUACUAUUUACAGAGUAUCAGCAUGAUAGAUUUCUCCUUAAUCACUGUUUUUACAAAGCUCUGAUUUUAAAAAAUUAUUUGUGAGGUACAGUUUUCAUAUUUUACAUAUACCAGUUAAAGUGCAACAUUCACAAUCUGUUUCAGAAUAUAAAUUAGAAUUUUAAGUACUGUUGUUUUGUAAACAAGAAAAUUGACUAAUGGUAGAUUUUUAAAAUUUACUCUGGGGUACCCUUGAAAAAAUUGUUACAGGAGAGACUUAUGGAUUUAUACCUAUGUGAACAUAUAUGUAUAUUUCAAAGUUAUGUAUGUACAGAAAGAAGAAAGAAAUCCAUAGUUGUAUAAACAACAAUUACCCAGAAGUCAUCCCAUUAAGCUCAAACCAGUGUAUAAAAGUUCAGUCUGAAGUUUGCUCUUCAGGCCCAUUAAUCAUAGACCGCUGAAUGGUUGUUGAUCAAAGCCCAUA
Molecule: messenger RNA, 3781 nt
Organism: Myotis brandtii (Brandt's bat)
Lineage: Eukaryota; Metazoa; Chordata; Mammalia; Chiroptera; Vespertilionidae
Gene: CERKL
Product: ceramide kinase-like
Exons: 14
Coding region: 248-1900 (550 amino acids)
Molecular function (GO): kinase activity
Source: RefSeq, a predicted model, not a curated record